Messenger RNA from Ascoidea rubescens DSM 1968, 372 nucleotides. It is a transcript of the gene NTF2, whose product is annotated as Ran GTPase-binding protein NTF2. Bases 1 to 372 code for a protein of 123 amino acids. The record is from RefSeq and is a predicted model, not a curated record. NCBI's taxonomy places the organism in Eukaryota, Fungi, Ascomycota, Saccharomycetes, Ascoideales, Ascoideaceae. The transcript is spliced from 2 exons. Gene Ontology annotation, cellular component: nuclear pore central transport channel. Gene Ontology annotation, biological process: protein import into nucleus.
AUGGAUUAUAAUGCUUUAGCUACCCAAUUCACUGGUUUCUAUUAUAAUCAAUUCGAUUCAGACAGAUCGUUAUUAGGUAAUCUCUAUAGGGAAAACUCGAUGUUGACUUUCGAGACUUCUCAAAAUCAAGGUGUUGCCUCAAUUAUCGAAAAAUUAACUUCAUUGCCUUUUACCAAAGUUAUUCACAAAGUUAGUACUUUAGAUGCUCAACCCUCUGGAGAAAAUGGUACUAUUUUGAUCAUGGUCACUGGUUCAUUGUUGUUGGACGAAGAACAAAAUCCUCAAAACUAUUCUCAAGUCUUUCACUUGGUUCCUGAGGGCGGAAGCUAUUACGUUUUAAACGACAUUUUUAGACUUGUUUACGGUUGCUAA